Molecule: messenger RNA, 2826 nt
Organism: Solanum verrucosum
Lineage: Eukaryota; Viridiplantae; Streptophyta; Magnoliopsida; Solanales; Solanaceae
Product: arginine decarboxylase
Exons: 1
Coding region: 443-2635 (730 amino acids)
Biological process (GO): L-arginine catabolic process; spermidine biosynthetic process
Molecular function (GO): arginine decarboxylase activity
Source: RefSeq, a predicted model, not a curated record
GCUGUUUGUUUCACGUUCUCUUCACAAUUUCCAUUACAGCCACUAGGUUUCCGUCCACUUUUCUUUUUUCUUCUUCUUCUUCUCUAUUUCCAUUAAUAUCUGUAUGGUGUUCUUCUUUUUCGAAUUCUAGAUUUUGGCUUUGAAUUCUUGUUAAUCUUUGUUUUUCUUUGUUUAAAUCAAGAAAUUAGCUUCUUCUGAAGUCAGGGUGGGGAUUUUUGGAUCGUGUAAAAGUGUGUUAGAGGGUGAUUAUCUUUUGAUUCACUUCUUUUUUUGCUUCUUUUGAGGGGGUAGCCGGGGCCUCGGCCUCGGCGGGUUUUAAUAGCCCCCAACUAUUACAACAUUGGGAAGAAGAUCAUCAAUCUGUACAAACCCUUAAGUUAGUUUUUCUUUUCUUUUUUAUUCUUUGAUUCUUUCUUAAGAAAUCAAACAGAUCGGGGAAGAGAUGCCGGCCUUAGGUUGUUGUGUAGACGCUUCUGUUUCCCCUCCUCUCGGCUAUGCCUUUUCUUGGGAUAGCUCUCUUCCCGCGCCGGAGUUAUUUUCCUCCGGCGUACCUCCGGCGACAAACGCCGCCGCCGUUACUACCGGUUCUCAUUGGUCUACGGAUCUGUCAUCUGCUUUGUACCGGGUAGAUGGGUGGGGUGCUCCUUAUUUCUCCGUGAACUCUUCCGGGGAUAUUUCUGUCCGGCCACAUGGUACGGAUACUCUUCCUCACCAGGAGAUUGACCUACUAAAGGUUGUGAAGAAGGCUUCUGACCCGAAAAAUUUGGGUGGGCUUGGGCUUCAGAUGCCUCUUGUUGUCCGUUUUCCUGAUGUUCUGAAGAACCGUUUGGAGACUUUGCAAUCGGCUUUUGAUAUGGCGGUUAAUUCUCAAGGCUAUGAGGCUCAUUAUCAAGGUGUCUAUCCGGUGAAAUGCAAUCAAGAUAGGUUCGUGGUGGAGGAUAUCGUGAAAUUCGGGUCGCCAUACCGAUUCGGGCUGGAAGCCGGGUCUAAACCAGAGCUCCUGCUGGCGAUGAACUGUCUCUCCAAGGGGAGUGCUGAUGCUCUUCUUGUUUGCAAUGGUUUCAAGGACAUUGAGUAUAUUUCGCUUGCUUUGGUUGCAAGAAAGCUCCUUUUGAACACUGUAAUUGUGCUUGAACAAGAGGAGGAGCUUGACCUGGUGAUUGAUAUCAGUCGUAAGAUGGCUGUUCGGCCUGUAAUUGGACUUCGUGCUAAACUCAGGACCAAGCAUUCUGGCCAUUUUGGAUCCACUUCUGGUGAAAAGGGCAAGUUUGGGCUGACAACAACUCAGAUUCUUCGUGUAGUGAAGAAGCUUGAUGAAUCUGGAAUGCUGGAUUGUCUCCAGUUAUUGCAUUUUCACAUUGGAUCUCAGAUCCCCACAACAGAGUUGCUUGCUGAUGGUGUUGGUGAGGCCACUCAGAUUUACUCUGAAUUAGUCCGUCUUGGAGCUGGUAUGAAAUUCAUUGAUAUCGGAGGCGGGCUUGGAAUUGACUAUGAUGGUUCUAAAUCAAGCAAUUCUGAUGUCUCUGUUGGCUAUGGCAUUGAAGAAUAUGCAUCCGCUGUUGUCCAAGCGGUCCUCUAUGUCUGUGACCGUAAGGGCGUAAAGCAUCCAGUGAUUUGCAGCGAAAGUGGCAGGGCAAUUGUUUCUCACCAUUCAAUUCUGAUUUUCGAAGCUGUGUCUGCUUCUACUACUCAUGUUUCUACACAGCCAUCUUCCGGUGGUUUACAAUCCUUGGUGGAGACUCUCAAUGAAGAUGCCCGUGCUGACUACAGAAACUUAUCUGCUGCUGCUGUCCGUGGAGAAUAUGAUACAUGUCUCCUCUACUCUGAUCAAUUGAAACAGAGAUGUGUUGAACAGUUCAAAGAUGGGUCCUUGGAUAUUGAACAGCUGGCCGCAGUGGAUAGCAUAUGCGAUUGCGUGUCGAAGGCUAUCGGGGUAGCUGAUCCUGUACGCACUUACCAUGUGAAUCUGUCAGUUUUCACCUCAAUUCCUGAUUUUUGGGGCUUCAGCCAAUUGUUUCCUAUUGUUCCAAUUCACCGUCUGGAUGAAAAGCCUACCAUGAGAGGAAUACUGUCUGACCUGACGUGUGACAGUGAUGGAAAGGUUGAUAAGUUCAUUGGGGGCGAAUCAAGCUUGCCGCUCCAUGAAAUUGGAAGUAAUGCCGGUGGUGAUGGUGGGCGGUAUUAUCUGGGGAUGUUUUUGGGUGGGGCUUAUGAGGAGGCGCUCGGAGGACUCCACAAUCUAUUUGGUGGACCAAGCGUUGUUCGCGUGUUGCAGAGCGAUAGCCCUCACAGCUUUGCGGUGACUCGCUCUGUCCCUGGUCCGUCCUGUGCUGACGUGCUCCGGGCGAUGCAGUUUGAGCCUGAACUCAUGUUUGAGACUCUCAAGCACCGUGCAGAGGAAUUCUUGGAACAAGGAGAAGGAGAAGAUAAAGGUCUUGCCUUUGCAUCUUUGACCAGCAGCUUAGCUCAGUCCUUCCACAACAUGCCUUACCUUGUGUCGUCUUCGUCUUGUUGCUUCACUGCAGAAGCCACUGCCAGUGCCAGUGCCAAUGCCAAUAAUGGUGGCUAUUACUAUUACAGUGAAGACAAUGCUGCAGAUUGUGCAACAGAGGAAGAUGAGAUUUGGUCCUACUGAACUGCUUGAAGUGUCUUGUUAGCAUCUCCAGUUUGUUUUAGUUUGUCAUCGAGGUCGUCUGUUUUUUUCAAUAAUCCCACCCCUUAGUUGGUGCAUGUUACAUUUCGUUUGUCUAGUUUUUGAAAAAGAUGCAGUAGACUGUCAUCUCUGUUGCAACUAAGCUUAUGUUAUUUCCGAAUCAAUUUCAUGUA